Molecule: messenger RNA, 1395 nt
Organism: Lepidothrix coronata (blue-crowned manakin)
Lineage: Eukaryota; Metazoa; Chordata; Aves; Passeriformes; Pipridae
Gene: DCAKD
Product: dephospho-CoA kinase domain containing
Exons: 3
Biological process (GO): coenzyme A biosynthetic process
Molecular function (GO): dephospho-CoA kinase activity; ATP binding
Source: RefSeq, a predicted model, not a curated record
GUGCAGCCCCACUCCAAGGCCCACCAGCAGAUCCUGCGGUACUUUGGCACCGAGAUCCUCCUGGAGAACGGCGAGAUAAAUCGUGAGGCUCUCGGGAACAUCGUCUUCUCCCAGCCGGAGAAACGGCGGCUGCUGAACUCCAUCACCCACCCCGAGAUCCUGAAGGAGAUGCUGAAGCAGAUCCUGAAGUACUUUGUGCUCGGAUACCGCUACGUGAUCCUGGACAUCCCUCUGCUCUUCGAGACCCGCGGGUUGACCAAGUUUAUGAGAUACACGGUCUUGGUUUAUUGUGACCCCCCGGCGCAGCGCGCGCGGCUGAUGAGGCGGAACGGGCUGGACGCGGCCGCGGCCGACGCCCGGAUCAGCUCCCAGAUCCCACUGGAGGAGAAGCUCCAGUGGGCAACUCACGUCAUCGACAACUCCGGGGACCGGGAGAGCACCCGCCGGCAGGUGCUGCAGCUCCACGCCCGCCUCGAGGAUUCCCUGGAUUUCCUCUGGGCCCGGCUGGCGGCGGGCGCGGCCGUCGCCGGGCUCGGGGGGCUGGUGUUCCUCCUCCUGCGGCAUCUCAUCUCCUAAUUCACCUUUUCUCUUAGUCAGGGAAGGGGCCUGAAUUCCCUGGUUUGAAAAGGGCACCAAAAGGCCACCUCUGUUAAUGAGCUUUGCCAGCUGAAUGCAGACAGCGGGGAGAGGUGUCUCCUUGCACAGUUCCCAAGGUGAAUGUAGCCAGGGGGGUUUUUUCCGGCACCUUCUCCCUGCUCAGGUUUUCGCCCACCAGCUGUGCCUGUGGGGGGACGCUCUUGUUGUCCCCCCUGUGGGUCUCUAUGGUGGGACUUCGGUGAGUUGAGGCACUUUAAUCCAGGACGAUCUCAUUCUAAUCCAGCACAAUCUCACUUUAAUCCAGGACAAUCUUACUUUAAUAUGGGACAAUCUCACUUUAGUGUCUUCCAGGACAAUCUCUUCCCUGGGAAGAGGUGGCCUCUUGGGCCCUGUCCCUGCCAACAAUGUCCCUGGGGUGAUCCCCUGCAGUUUAGCCCUCCUAAUCCGAGUUUAGACCUGGGAUUUCCCCUCUUUCACAUUGAUUUAAUGGAAACGUGUUAAAUCUGCCUGGGGGGGAUGGACAGCACCUCGUUCACGUGGGUCGGGUGUUCAGGUGGCUGCUCCCCUCCCUCCUGCCCUCUAAUUCUGUGACCAUCACUCGUGGAUCGCCCUUGUCUUUGGAUCCAAGGGUCUGAUACGCCCCGGAGCGGGCAGAGAUCUGGGCUCUGCCUCGUUCAGACUCAUUUCCUGCUGUUUGAGCUUCCUUCGGCGGCGCUUUCCCGGCGGGAGAGCCGAGCCUGGGCGAGGCGGGUGCUGGCUCUUCACUUUUGUUUUAAUAAAACACUGAACAGCAGCUGC